Messenger RNA from Aplysia californica (California sea hare), 2544 nucleotides. RefSeq names its product polycomb group RING finger protein 1. Gene Ontology annotation, molecular function: promoter-specific chromatin binding. Lineage: Eukaryota; Metazoa; Mollusca; Gastropoda; Aplysiida; Aplysiidae. The coding region runs from base 230 to 952 and encodes 240 amino acids. Gene Ontology annotation, biological process: negative regulation of transcription by RNA polymerase II. The record is from RefSeq and is a predicted model, not a curated record. Gene Ontology annotation, cellular component: PRC1 complex. The transcript has 8 exons.
UCCAAGAGAUCAAGAGACGGCAAUUCCAAGAUUCAGCCAGGAGUGAGCAAACAGGUCGCUCUCUCGACACGACGUUGUCGAGAAUCUGCCGAGACAAAGUGAGAGGCAGAGUUUGCUACGUUUGAACUUUUUAAAGUUAGGCUAAAGCUGAAGUAUUGUGACAUUACUCAACAUCCCAGCAAAUUCCACGAAGCGGCACCUUUGAGCUCUACAGUUCUACAGUACAGUGAUGGACGAAACCAUAAAGAUAUGCAUUCAGGACAUCAAUCCUCAUGUUGUGUGUUCCCUUUGUCGAGGGUAUUUUAUAGAUGCGACCACCAUCACAGAAUGCCUACACACAUUUUGCAAGAGCUGCAUAGUAAAGUAUCUGAUGAGUUGCAAACACUGCCCUCAAUGCAAGCUCAAGGUUCAUGAAACGCAUCCACUUUUCCUGCUUCGGCCAGACAGAACAUUGCAAGACAUUGUGUACAAGCUGAUUCCAAACCUCUUUGAAAAUGAGGAACUUCGUCGGGAGGAAUUCAAUAAAUCUAGAGGCAUGGCAGUAGAUAAAAAACCUGGAACAAGAGCAGAGGAACCCGUCACUCCAAAGUUGUCUAGUGUAAUUAACAAUCCAGAUGGUCACCUUUACAAAAAUGAUGAACAAAUAUGUCUCUGUUUGGAGCGAUACAGGUCUCAGCGAAUCAUGCACAGAGGAAAAGUCCUGGCCCUGCGACCUCUGGACAGGAAGUUCUUGAGAUGUUCUAUAAGAGUGCUCGUGUCACAUCUGAAAGCUAUGCUCUACAAAAAGCUUCUAAUUCCACCUGAAGUUCAGGUGGAAGUGAUCUGUGAUCGGGAAGUGUUAUCAGAUGAGGUGUCCAUGAAACAAAUCUUCUUAAUGAACUGGUUUGGGAAGGAAACGCCAAUGGUCUUGUUUUACAGAUUUCGUGAAACUCCUGGCAACAGUGUCACGUGAUUUUUCAAGUACAGGAACACAAAAAAAUUAUGUUAUUGACUCUUGGUUUGAAUGUUCAUUUUCUUCAAAACACUGUAGAAUUUAAGAUACCACCAGGCCACGUAAGUAAAACUUUUUUAAUGCAAAGUGAAUUUCUUGUCAUCCAUGAAAAUAUUUUAUGAACAAAGCUAGCCAGGUCUUAAUUAUCUCUUUAACGAUAAAAUAGAAUAUGAAAACUGUGAAUAGCUUGCAAGAAUCACUCGUUUGACUGAGUGAUAACACAAUAGAUAACGUGUCAUGUUUUGAAUGAAUGGGGGGACUGGAAUGUGUACUGCAGUGCUUUCAUUGCGAUUGGUAUUUUCAGUUUUGUGCACAAUGCUAAACUUGCCAUUUAUUUUUCCUCUUGUGUAUAGCCGAAAUGAAGAAAACAGUUUUCGUAGAAUUGUCUCUGGCUAAAUGCCCUUUGGACUUGUGAUAUGAAUGCUUCAGUGCUGUAAUUACAGCUGAGAGGCUGCUCAUAGAAUGUGUUAUAAAACUGCACAGUGAAAAUAACAUUUGCAUUGGCAGACAGCAAUAGAUUAGUUUAAUCUAAGCAAAGAUCAGAAAAGAAGGUUAUCUUCUGAAUCCUGUGUUUUGCCUGUGUAGGGGUUUUUCUUCUAUGAUUUUGAAAAUACUACGCUGCAUGAGUUGUACGAUGAGAUGCAUAAGGCUGUCUUCAGGUCACACACAUAAGAAAUAUUGGUUUUUGUUGAUGUUUCAAACUGCUAACCCACUGUAUUCUCUCACUGGCACAAUAUAAUCCAUCUGCAUACAUAUCUGGUUACUCCAAUAUAUAGAAACUAGUUAUUAUUGAGCUGCUCCCGAGUUGCCUUGAUGUCAGCAGCUGUGUGCUAUAUCCGAAAGCAGUUAUUGAUUCAGAGUGCCACUUUGCAUGUCGGACAAUAAAAUCUGGUCUGUGCCCGAACCUUUACUUCAGUACACACUUUGCACACCUGGCCGUGCUUUUUGUCCUCAAACUGUGAGGGGGAAAUGUCCCAUGGCAGCAGCAGAGUCUAUCAGGGGCAGCAUUUUGGCGAAAGCAAUUGGCGGCUUGCCGUGCCAUGUGGGACUGAAUGGGGGCAAUGACAAUCUCUUUGCAAAAUUCCUUCACAGUACCCUUGUGUCCAUCCUGUCCAUAAAGAAUAUGGGCAGUGGUCGGGAAUUGCGGUCCGGGGAUUUGCUUACCUUACAGCGCUUGAACCAUCGCAAGUGGAAGUAGAAUAGAACUAAACGUGGACGAAAUUCGACAAAAAAAGUACAUAACUUCGCAACCAGUAAAGAUAUCUUUAUGUUUGUUGCAUCGAUUGAAAGGUUAUUAUGUCUACUUUCAUAUGAAAGAAUCAGAGAAAGUUUAGUCUCUUAAAUCUCUUUAAUAGGGUCUGAAGAUUAAGACUGGGGUCAAUUUUCAUGGGUCCGAAAAUGGAUGAAUACGAAAAUAAAUGAUGAUAUUUCAACAAGGAAUAAUCCGAAAAGCAUAUGUUAUGUAUCAUUUUGAUCGUCUUAUUCAACACAUUCUUAAAAGAGGAUAUGAGAAGAGAAUAACACAGUUUCAACUGCAAAAGAAAAAGAGAAAA